Molecule: messenger RNA, 1379 nt
Organism: Danaus plexippus (monarch butterfly)
Lineage: Eukaryota; Metazoa; Arthropoda; Insecta; Lepidoptera; Nymphalidae
Product: delta-like protein 1
Exons: 6
Coding region: 102-1169 (355 amino acids)
Biological process (GO): cell communication; motor neuron axon guidance
Cellular component (GO): membrane
Molecular function (GO): calcium ion binding
Source: RefSeq, a predicted model, not a curated record
CACCGGUAACAGUACCACUGCCACGGCCAAACGCGACGCGCGUCUCUUUAUCAUCCAUAUUUUGAUCUUACCGUAUAAUGGUUUGAUGUUAUAAGUGCAAUAUGAAGAAUUUUAUUUUUAUCCUCGUCGUAUGCUGUGUUACACCACUAGUGUUGCCAGCUAAAUACAUUCUGCCGAAAUGGAAGAAACAGCCUCUAUAUAAGAAGAGUGUUCAGGCGUGCGAGCUGCCGGCUGUUCAGAGCGAACACAGUCACUACGUCUGUGAUGAUAAGGGGGAGCCGAAGUGUCUCCCUGGCUGGCAAGGAGACCUCUGUGAUGUACCGAUAUGCAAACGAGGCUGUGAUCCACUACAAGGUUAUUGCAAGCGUCCUGGCGAGUGUAGAUGCAAGCUAGGUUUUUACGGAGAGCGCUGUAAUAAAUGCAUACCACUCCCAGGAUGCCAGCAUGGCUACUGUAACGUCUCCUUCGAGUGCAUAUGCAGAGAAGGAUGGGACGGCAUAUUCUGUUCAGAACCAAUGUGUCGGUCUGAUUGUCAUGCUACCCGCGGUUUCUGUGAGACGCCUGGAGAGUGUCGCUGUAGACUCGGUUGGGCGGGACCGACAUGUCGAGCUUGCCAACCUUUACCCGGCUGUCAACAUGGCUAUUGUGACAAGCCACUAGAGUGUAAAUGCUUACCAGGAUACACCGGACUAUUGUGUCAAACCCCGAUUUGUGCUCCUGGAUGUCACGGGGAAAGAGGAUAUUGUCGUCGCCCUGGUGAAUGCCGCUGUAAAGUUGGUUGGACCGGGAAGAACUGCUCCCAGUGUCACAAAUACCCAGGCUGCGUCCACGGAACAUGUAGCAGGCCCUGGGAGUGCAAUUGCGAGAAAGGUUGGGGAGGCAUGCUUUGUGAUGAAGAGUUGAACUACUGUGAAAAGAAUCCCGAUACGUGCAAGAAUGGCGGGAAAUGUCAGUCUUUGGAAACCGGGGACGGUUCCUACAGGUGCCAUUGUCAGGAAGGCAUUAGCGGGAAGCACUGCGAAAUAUUGCCAGAAUCCAUGACCACGUCAAAUAACACAGAAGUGAUGGACACUGAUGAGAUUACAGAGAAACCUGAAUCAAUAUCCGUCGAAGAAACAACGACACCCAAAAUAGAAGAAGAUCUUAGUGAUGACAAUGAGACUGAAUGAUUUUAUUCAUAGGCAACAUGUAUUGUGAUAGAUUAUAAUAAUUUAUUUAAUUCAUCAUUUCAUAAUCACCGUUUCAUCAUCACACAUUAAGUUAAUAAAGUAUUCAUCAUCAUAUCUUCAUAAAGCUUUGGUUCAUUCAAGUGUCAAACAAUAAAAGGAAUUGUAAUGUUACAAUUAUGAAUAAAAAAUAAUAUAUUUAUAAGUAUGUAU